Molecule: messenger RNA, 2140 nt
Organism: Cyprinus carpio (common carp)
Lineage: Eukaryota; Metazoa; Chordata; Actinopteri; Cypriniformes; Cyprinidae
Product: cerebral cavernous malformations 2 protein-like
Biological process (GO): heart morphogenesis
Source: RefSeq, a predicted model, not a curated record
GGAGGUGUUUGGGAUUUUAGAUCAGAGUCUCUGGUGGAGUUUCCUGUCCAGCAGGAAGUGUGUUUCCUGCACAGUCCUGCCUGGCUCCAGAGGGCUGAGAGGAGAUUGGGCCUGUCCUACACAGAGCCACACAUACAAACACACACCUAUGCACACAGCUAGCCAUCGGGCUGGUCAAUAUGGACUAUGAGCAAAAGCGAGCCAAGAAGGGCUUUGUAAAGCGUCUGGUGUUCUCUAAAUCUAGCCGGCGACAGGCAGAUAAAGGCAGUGUGUACCGUAGACCCCUUCACAUGCUCCCCCUUUACCCACCUGACUACCUCAUACACCCAGAGAGACUCAUCUAUGACUAUGUGGAGAAGGAAGUCAAGUUCCUGGGACACUUGACAUGGGUGUCAUGUUCCCUGAACCCAUCGAGCAGAGACGAGCUGCUGCAGCUGCUGGACACAGCCAGGAAGCUGAGGGUUUUGCCUUUGAAAACCAGUGUGGAACAGGACUGCAUUCUCAGCCUGUCUGCUCGAUGUCUGCUGCUUACCUGGAGAGACAAUGAAAAACUCCUGCUGAGAAUCCCCACACAUGAAAUCGCUGCUGCCUCCUACCUGCGGGAUGAUGCACUGCACCUACUGGUGCUCAAAACUGGUCUGAAUGUGGACACUGUACUAGCCGGUGACAGUCUGGAGAAGAGGCCCACUGGUUUGGAAAGCCGCAGACAAACUAUAAGCAACACUGACCCCAGGCCUGCAGGGGGCACUAUGGAGCGUCGCCACACCAUCUGUGGUGUGGACUGGAAGCUCUCAUCCCGCCAUGAGCCUAAACAGGGAAGCGUGGGUGUAGGAGGUGGGACAGGGGGUGGAGGAGGUGGUGUUGAUGGUGACAGCCUGGAAGGGAAACGUGUGAGUGGGAGUUGGGAGCGUAGACAGACCCGGAAGCCAUGCGGAGGUAGCUGGGAGAAACGGACGAUGAGUGGGAGCUGGGACCGGAGGCCUGUAGGGGGCAGCUGGGAGCGUGGGGGAGGUGGAGGGGUGGUAGGAGGAAGCUGGGAAAAGAGGCACGGGCCUGGAGCUAAACCAGGUGGAAGCUGGGAACGGAAACACACGCCAGGUGGGAGUUGGGAACGCAGGCAAGCUUGCACAGGGAGCUGGGAGAGAGGAAAGUCCUACGGCAGCUGGGAGAGGAGGAACCAUAAUCCUCUGGAGCCCAUGCCAUGCCCUAAUGCCUACUGCAACCUCAUCAUACUGGCCGUGGAGAACAGGGACGCUGCAGAGGAGUACUGCGCGCUCAUCUGUCAAAUGUUUCAGAUCAUCUAUGGACAUCAGACCAUUGAAUGUGUCGACAGGGCGGGAUAUCACUACACCAUGCCUGACCGUUAUUGGCUACAGAGAAGUGACAGCUGCCUUACUGACAUGACAUAUGGCUAUGACACAGACUUCAGCUGCUGCAGUUCAUAUGAUGGUUCACAGGAAGCAUUUGAUCCAUAUUAUAGUGAGAACUACAGUGAGAGCUCAUCUCUCUCCUGCCAUGAGUCACAUCGAAGCCUGGCCUCCACACACAGCGACUCUGAGCCCUGUAAUGCCAGUCUGCAGGAGUACAUGAUCAUUUUGAGGAGUAAGCUGACACCUCAGGAGAUUCAGCAGUUUGCUCUGUUUCUGAGAGAAUACAGACUUGGUGCUCCAAUAGAGCAGUUCUGCACUGACCUGCUACAGCUCUAUGGAGACUCACGCAAGUUCCUGCUGCUUGGCAUGAGGCCCUUUGUUCCAGAUAAGGAUGUAGGAGUGUUUGAGACAUUUCUGGAAGACAUUGGGAUCCGAGAGGGUGGGAUUUUGACAGACAGUUUUGGCCGGAUCAAGCGGAGCAUGAGCAGCACAUCUGCCACAGCAGUCCGUGGCUAUGACGGCUGGACUCUCCCCUCCGGUUCCCAGGAUUUUAACCGCAGAAUUGAUGACAUCACACACAACAUUGAGGCUUUAGGCUUUGAGGAGGGGAACGGAGACAUAGAAGAGGAAGACUAUUAUUUGUGAAACACACAGAAUGAACUUACUGUACAUACUGUAUAUAAAUGUAAGCUACUAUAUAUUUGAACUGGUGCACUGGAGAGUUUUUCAAAACAGGGUUUAGGUCACAAAUUUCUUUAUAUUUAUAUAUA